UGGAUCAAAGGGUGAAGAAGAUUGUUUAAAAACAUUUUUUUUUUUAUAAUAAAUUGCUCUGAAAGCUUUGCGUAUUAAUUAGCUUUAAUAUGAAUCUCUCCACAUCUCGAAUUGCAUUGGGUAUCCCUUUGACAAACGUUAUCUCCUCCAUUUCUCGUGGACAUUUUUGUUGCUGACCACUCGAUGCUGACCGCUUUUGCCCGCGGGCAAUGAGCUCAACCGCUGUGAAAUUUAAUAACCGUAAUCAAUCAACAAAAGCUUUAUCACUGACUCCACAAACAAUACAGUGCCAGCGAGUGCAAGAGUUCUGAGAUGCAUGCCAGUCCUGCGGUAAUUAACCGUGUCCAUCAACUGACAUAAUAACCCGACAAAGUUCCAGAGGUGUUAUGUUUCUCUUUCAAUUCCCCAACAAAGGAAAAGACUAGCGAUUGGUUCGGAAUAAACCCAUUUGUCGCGCAAGGCGGUCAACUGCACGAUUUGAUUGACAGCUUCAUUCUUCAGCAAAGUAAACCGGUCAUGCCGAUAUGUCUAUCCUUUGAUCGCUAGAGUCGUGUUUCGUCCACCUCCAAAAUACAACUUCGCAAGUUCGCAGUCCAUAUUUUACUGCGCAAAUUUGACAGCGAACAAUGACUUGCUUGUACAGAUUAUUGAUAGUAAGUUUUGCGCUUUCUUCUUUGCCUUGGGGCAGCAAAGUAACAGAGGCGUCGAAAGUCGUCAAGAAUGGAACAACGCAGAAGCAACUUGAAAGUGACAUUGUGAAUCGCCUUUCAUUCGGACGAGGAAACUCUCGGCUACUUCAAACCUCGCAAAAGAAAUGGGAUUCCAACGCUGAAUCCUCAUCGGUCCUCAAAAACGGAACCACCUCUGCGAAGCUUCGACGUGAAAUUCUCAACCUUUUGGGCUUGCCUCACAAGCCGCGAAUAAGUCUCAACACUCGGCUUCACGGUCGAAAGAUGUCUGCACCAAGGUACAUGAUCGAUUUGUACAACAGUUUGGAAAAUAACGCUAGUGUGUCGAGCAUAGAAGGUGAAUACUGCUGCAACGACACUGUAGCAGAUUCAAGAGCGUCGGGCGCAGACACCAUUAUGAGUUAUCUCCAUCACGUAAGAGGUGCGCGGCCAAAGAUUUCCAAGCGUCACGCUACAUUUCGGUUCAAGAUGGAAACUCCGCCAGGCGAAAAUAUCACAGCAGCCGAGUUCCGAAUUUAUAAAGAGCAGGUUUACAGUGGGCAGGCUACAGGACAGGAAAACAGGACCUACCUCAUUAAACUGUAUCAGGUUAUCGAGCCUGCAAAACCGCUCGUGCUACUGGAUACAAAGGUGCUUCGAAGCUGGGAAUCGGGUUGGCAGCCAUUUGAUAUCACCCGUGCUGGCCGAGCUUGGGCUGAAGACCCGCAACAAAACUAUGGAAUAGAAAUGUCGAUACAUACGCUUGCAGGAGUCGAAUUAAACUCAACCGCCGCCGGCUUUGUGGGUUUUCACGGUCCGCAGGAGAAGCGCCCGUUUUUAGUCUCGUUCUACCGCGGCCACGAACAAGGCGUGUCGUAUCAACGGUUUCACCCGCUGAAACCGCGUCGACGUCGCUCGUCGCGUUCCCUCGGACCGAAGUUCACCAACGUUGGCGGAAACUUCAAGAGCUCCAGCAAAAAGGGCUGCAGUCGUCGAAUGUUGUACGUCAGCUUCCAGCGGCUUGGGUGGCAGGACUGGAUCAUUGCGCCGGAGGGAUACUCGGCUUUCUUCUGUUUCGGAGAAUGUUCGUUUCCCCUCAGCGCGCAAAUGAACGCUACCAACCACGCCAUCGUGCAGACUCUGGUGCACCUCAUGAACCCGACAGUGGUACCCCAGCCGUGCUGCUCUCCCACCAAGCUCUCGGCCAUCUCGGUUCUCUACUUCGACGACAGCAACAACGUAGUCCUCAAAAAGUACACGAACAUGGUGGUGAAAGCGUGCGGUUGCCAUUAGUAACCCGACAGGCGAAUUGCUUCUCUCCAUACCACGUGUGUACCAUCUUAUUUGUCACUUGUUUAUAUGUUUUGAUGGAGGAAGCUUCGAUUGAUAGGAAAAAUAUAUCCAGAACAACAUUGGGAAGCGACGACUUAUGUCAACUUCUUGACUGAAUGUUGACCUCGCAUAGCCGAUUACAACACUCUAGCGGAAAGAUAUUUGGUAAAGGGAUAAUUUUAUGUGUUGGCGCAUAUGCAAUCUACGGUGGGAGCCCAUUCGAUUAUGUAUGCGAGUUAGCUAACUCCUCGCGAGUGACCAGAAUUAAUCUUUCAGACAAGAGGAGAAAUUCGAUGCUCAGUACCAGAUUUGAAAUUUUCCGUGUAAACUCGUUAACAUCUAACGUAAAGUUUGGACAUCAGCCAUUCUGCUACCCUCCUACCCAGAGCUACCCUUCUGCGCAGACUUCUUUAUGGUUCGUCACGCAAUGGGGCGUUAAGAUUGCGUGACGAGCCAUAAGAACGUCUGCGUAGAAAGGUAACGCAGACAUUGUUUUGGUCGUCACGCACACAAAAUGCUAAAAGAAUGUCUGCGUAGAAGGGCACCACUGUGCUUUGCACGAAUUAUGGUCGGUGAUUGCUGAAUUGCACACGGUUGAUAAGAAGGCGAGAAAAGCGUGUAGAGUCGGAAAAAAAUUGGAAAUCCCCUCUUCCAACCGUUUUCACGACCGACUCCCGCAAGAGUUGUUAAUUCGCUCCCGAUUGUUCCUUACAUUGGAAUCGAACGGGCUAACUGUGUUUGCACAUGCGCCGCACCGUGAAUCCAACUCCUUAUUGCUAUUUCGAUGACUGUUAAACAGAGUAUUAGAACAGACAUCUCGAGGUCACACCUGGUUUUUACUUGCUAGCCAAACAUAAGGACAAACACUAGAGUCUAUUCAAACGCUGAUAGUAAAAAUCAGAUCCGUGAUGAAUGAUAUAUACAUAAAAUAACGUGAGAACUUUGUCCAAGCCCAUUGUACAUAGAACCCCCCAAGUAUCCUUGUCAUUUCUUUUGUGAUUGUUUGGUUAGGUAGCCGGUCGUUUUGCCCGAUAGCCAGUUCGCCUGAUUUCACUGUCCCGGGGGGAGCUCCCAUGUGAAAAGGACGGGGGUGCUUGUCGGAAAUUUUGAAAGGAACCCCAAAGAGGUACUAAUAUCCUGUUUUAUGGGGAUGGUUUGAAAUUUUUUUACCCUUAAGAGGUACCAAUUCUAAAUCAACACAUUAACUGACGCUGAAUUUUUUCGGCUCAAUACUCUAAAAAGGUACCGCGAAGGCUCCUGUUGUGAGAUCAUUUUGAGGCUGAGAACCCCAAGAGAUACCAAAUCCACUUUGUAAACCCCUAAAAAGGUACGUCGAACACCCUGUCCUUUUCCUAUGGACGUUCCCCCGGGGUUACUGUAAUUCGCCCGGACUAAUUUCUUUCGCUCGAACUGAAAGUUAACAGAAGGAUGUGUUUUCUUUAAACUAAACGAGCUAAACAGACAACACUGGAGGUAUAAUGAAACAAAAGUACACAGAACAUGUUUAUUUCUCGUUCUCUAAACCAUUGACCACGGAGCGUACGGUGCGGGCGAACCGACUAUUAGUCCCGCGGGCGAAAUAGAUUCGGGCAAACCGACUUUUAGACGAAACGACCGCAAUUCUUUGGUUAAACAAGGUUUGUAAACAGGGGAUGAACAAGAGUUUAAGAAUAAGUAAAGGAUAUUCAUACUUAAAUGACACACGGAAAAUGAACUCUAUAAUCAAACGCUAUUUUACAGACGAUCGGCCUAACAUUUCUCCUUACUGUUUCCAUACAUUUUCUCCAUUUCCCUUAGGAGAAUUCGGCUUUUAUCAGAUCCUUCAUUCUAAUGACCAACCGAACUGAAUUUGUUAUAAAAACGGUAAAGAGAAAAAAUACUGAAAUAUUGAAAUA
This is a messenger RNA of Orbicella faveolata, 3895 nucleotides long. RefSeq names its product bone morphogenetic protein 7-like. NCBI's taxonomy places the organism in Eukaryota, Metazoa, Cnidaria, Anthozoa, Scleractinia, Merulinidae. Gene Ontology annotation, molecular function: growth factor activity; cytokine activity. Gene Ontology annotation, cellular component: extracellular region. The record is from RefSeq and is a predicted model, not a curated record.